AUGGAGGUUGCAUAUCGUAUUCGUUUGACGGCAAUUUUAGAUGUGACUCAUUUUCUCUUGAAGCAAGGUUUACCUUUCCGUGGAAAUUAUGAGUCUUCAAAUUCACUAAACAAAGGCAAUUUUCUUGAGUUGCUUGAUUGGUAUAGCCUACAAAAUUUAGAAGUUUGGAAGAUAGUCAAUCAAAAUGCCCCUGGAAACAAUCAAUUGACUUCCCCGAAAAUUCAAAAGGAGUUGGCAAAUGCUUGUGCAACGGAGAUUACACGUGUUAUUGUUGAUGAUAUUGGGGAUAAUUAUUUUUCUCUUAUGGUUGAUGAAGCCCAAGAUGCUUCAAUAAAGCAACAAAUGGGAGUUGUUUUACGAUAUGUGAAUAAGAAUGGACAUGUGAUAGAGCGAUUCCUUGCAUUGGUGCAUGUGUCUGAUACCUCUGCAAUUUCUUUAAAGAAUGCCAUUGAUUAUUUAUUUGCUAAACACAAGUUGUCUCUUUCGAGGUUAAAAGGGCAAGGAUAUGAUGGGGCUUCAAAUAUGCGAGUGGUUAUUGCGGUUUCUAAAGAGAAUCGAAUUGUGAGUGAUUUUUUCCAAUAUGUUAAUAUGAUUGUUAAUGCCACCGGAGCAUCAUGUAAAAGUAGAGAUCAACUUCGGCAACAUCAUCAUGAUAGAUUGGUUGAGCAAUUGGAGAAGGUGGAGAUAGUCAGUGGUAACGGAAAAAAUCAAGAAUCCAGUUUAGCACGACCUGGGGAUACUCGUUGGGGAUCUCAUUACACUACAAUUCUCCAGCUAAUUUCUAUGUGGACCUCAAUUUUAGAGGUACUCCAAAAUGUGCAUGAUGAUGGGGCUUCUAGUAAUAAUAGAGGCAUAGUCGCAAGUUUGAUUGACAAAAUGGAGAAUUACCAGUUUGUAUUUGUGAUGUACUUGAUGAGGUGUUUAUUGGGGAUGACAAAUGGGUUGUCACUUGCGUUACAACAAAAAGACCAAAAUAUUGUUCUAGCCAUGCGAUUGAUUGAAGCGGUGAAAGCUCGUCUUCAACACUUUAGGGAGACAGGAUGGGAUGAGUUUUUGGGAGAAGUUAUCUCUUUUUGUAAGGGGAACUCAAUCGAUGUGCCUAAUAUGGAGGAUAAUAUGCCAAUUCAUGGUCGUUCUAGGCGGGAAGGACAAUUCAUUACUCAUUUUCACCAUUAUCGUGUAGAGAUUUUUUGUGAGGUUAUUAAUUUGAUUUCUCUAGAAAUGCUCAACCGCUUUCCUGAAGCUAGCACGGAGUUACUUCUUUUGGUAUCAUGCCUUGAUCCUAGAGACUCAUUUUCUAAAUUCAACAUCCAUAAGCUACUCCGUCUUGCAGAGUUGUACCCUGAAGACUUCUCAGUGACUGAACGUAUGAUGCUUGAGGAUCAACUUGCUACUUUCAUUUAUGAUGUGCGACAUGAUGAUGAUUUUGCAAAUAUCGGGGACUUGGGAGGUUUUCCUAUAAAGAUGGUUGAUACUAGCAAAUGUACUAUUUUUCUCCUCGUUUAUCAUCUUAUUGAGCUGGCAUUGGUUUUGCCAGUUGCGACAGCUAAUGUUGAGAGGGCAUUUUUGGUGAUGAAUAUUGUGAAAACUGACUUGCGCAACAAAAUGGGAGACGAGUGGAUGCAUGAUAGCAUGAUUGUAUAUAUUGAGAAAGAGGUUUUUGCAACUAUUGACAAUGAGGCUAUCCUACAAUGUUUUCAAAAAAUGCAAACUCGCCGUAUUCAGUUACCUCCUCUAAGUAGCAUGCGUCGCACAGAUGGCAAUUCUAAUUCGAGUGUGCAUAGAUAA
Dioscorea cayenensis subsp. rotundata (Guinea yam) is the source of this 1788-nucleotide messenger RNA. RefSeq names its product zinc finger MYM-type protein 1-like. Bases 1 to 1788 code for a protein of 595 amino acids. The transcript is spliced from 3 exons. The record is from RefSeq and is a predicted model, not a curated record. Lineage: Eukaryota; Viridiplantae; Streptophyta; Magnoliopsida; Dioscoreales; Dioscoreaceae.